Messenger RNA from Notothenia coriiceps (black rockcod), 2689 nucleotides. RefSeq names its product serine incorporator 5 (gene serinc5). The transcript is spliced from 9 exons. Lineage: Eukaryota; Metazoa; Chordata; Actinopteri; Perciformes; Nototheniidae. The record is from RefSeq and is a predicted model, not a curated record. Gene Ontology annotation, cellular component: membrane. The coding region runs from base 1 to 1089 and encodes 362 amino acids.
AUGGUCCUCGACAUCCCGUUCUACCAUCAGAUGUGUGAGAAGGCAGAGGAGAACUGCCAAACUCUGGUGGGCUACUCGGCCGUCUACAAGGUGUGCUUCGGCAUGGCCUGCUUCUUCCUCUUCUUCGCCAUCUUCACCAUCCGCAUCCACAACAGCACAGGCUGGAGGGCGGCCGUGCACAACGGGUUCUGGUUGGUGAAGUUCAUCGUGCUGGUGGCGUGCUGCGUUGGAGGCUUCUUCAUCCCGAAUGAGGAAGUCUUUCUGGAAGCGUGGCGCUACAUAGGAGCGGCUGGCGGCUUCAUUUUCCUGCUGAUCCAGCUCGUGCUUUUGGUGAAGUUUGCACACAGAUGGAACACAAACUGGAGUUCAGGAGUGACGCAUAAUCGCUUGUGGUACGCGGCCCUGGCCUUUGUGACCCUGAUGCUGUUCAGUGCUGCGGUCGGGGCCUUGGUCUUCAUGGGAGUUUUCUACACUGACCCCGAGGCCUGUUUACUGAACAAGAUCUUCCUUGGCAUCAACGGCAGCCUGUGCCUCUUCGUCUCCCUGCUGGCCAUCUCCCCCUGCAUACAGAAGGUGCAGCCCACAUCAGGCCUGCUGCAGCCCGGAGUCAUCAGUGUGUACGUCAUGUACCUCACCUUCUCAGCCUUCUCCAGCAAACCAAAAGAAAUCGUGGAAAGAAAUGGUGUGAACACGACCGUGUGUGUGUUUCCCAUCAACUCUGGGACGGAGAGCGACAAGCAGAUCGUGACCGCUGUUGGAGCCAUUAUCCUGUUUGGCUGUGUGCUUUACUCUUGGUUAGACGACUAUGAUGAGGAGAACACUGGUGGAGGCCAGAACGUGAAUUAUGACGAGAGAGAGGGAACCAUCUAUGGCUACGCCUACUUCCACUCUGUCUUCUUCCUCGGAUCGCUUUACGUCAUGAUGACCGUCACCAACUGGUUCCAUUAUGAUGACCAUAAGAUCGAGAAGCUCCUGGACGGCAGCUGGUCAGUGUUCUGGAUCAAGAUGGCCUCCUGCUGGGUCUGUCUCUUCCUCUACAUGUGGACCCUCGUUGCUCCCAUGGUGUUCCCGAAGCGUUUUGAGGCCUAGGACACCCCUCCCCCCAACACUGAGGUCAGGCUACUCAGGCAGAAGCUCUCACGCUGAGCCAGGGACCAACCCCCCCGCCCGCCCCCCCCCUUUACCUUAAAACACAACCCUACACUCAGCGUGGAAAUUGAGGAUUAUCUGUUGCCUUUUGUUUUAUAUGCUAGUAUCUAUUUUACUUUGUUUUACAAUGUUAAUACCUUGAUGGUAAUGUUGCUACCUUUUACUACCACUUACUCACGGAGUUUUGUAUUGCUUACACAUUUGAAAUUACAUAAAGAAUCAUGGGAUUACAUUGUGAAACAUAAUAAGCAUCCGACCCCUAUAGAUUCCUUCCUGAUUUCAGAUUUGAAAGUGUAUUUUGUAAGUAUUUACUGUGUGUGUCCGUUUGUUUCAGGUUUUUUUGUGCUUUUACUCUCAGCCAGGCAUUUCAGUUCUGUGUAGUUGGACCAUAAAGUUGUAGCAAAGUUUUGGGACAAAUGUAUUUAAGGUUAAAGAUGUUACAAGAUAAAUUGUAUUUAUUUAAGUGCAUAUUCAGUUAUCAGGAAUAAUUUUGUGAAGGUGUGGUAUGAAUUGAAUUACAAUUGUCCCUGACUCUGUUUAAAAUCUCAUCUCUCAGGCUCACAUGUAAGCUGUUUGUGUUAUAUCGCUCUCUUUUUGUAGAAGUUUUCUAUGCAACAGAACAAAGUCUUUUAGAUAGUGUUGUGACGUUUCCACAAAGAUUUUAUUAUUGUCCAUGCUCCCUUUGAGCCAGAUUAUUUCUUAGGAAAAUCCAUGUCCACCCUUCAACAUUUCCAGUCAUCAUCGUUGUUGUACAGGGCAGGGCUCUUCAAAUCAACCUGCCUUACAUAAGAGUGACGUUAGUGGAGCGCCGCCUCUCUGGAAGAGCUGCAGUGACACAGUGAGGAAUGUUUGCCAAAGGUAGAUGUCAGAAAACAACCUACUACAUCUAAAUUGUUUGGUCGGUUAACAAAAAAAAACAUAUGUAUUUGCAUGCCAUGCACACACGGACACUUAAAUUAGCUAUUGUCUGUACAGUCUCAAAGGCUUUUGUUACAUGUGUCAGCUCAUAGUGGAGGUCAAAAUAAAGUAGCAUGAGGGUUUUUGAGUUAUUCAACACUGGAUGUUGAGUUAACUGCCAAAUUAAAAUUCACACAAAGACCUGUUUGUUGCCAGUGUAACAGAUUUUGUUUGUAUAUAAAUACAAUGUAUUAAACAUUGUCAACUACAAAUCUUUUAUGCUCCUCAUUCAUCAAUACAUCAGUCUGUCAUUUUGUCUGACUGUAUUGCUAACAUGUUUUUUAAUAUGUACAUUUUGGCUUAAGUCCUGUGGUCUGUUGACUCUUUCUUUCAAUGUAUGCUUUAUAUACCUGCAAAUAUUGUCAUGCGAAAAACAGCUUUUUAACUAUCGGUAUGAAUGUAGAAGAUAAAUGGUGCUCUUGGCUUUGAUAUCAAUCAAAACAAUCUGAUAGCAGGAGCUACUGUGAAGCCUACCAUAACACAUAGGACCACUUUAGUAGUAUGUUUUACUAUAUAAUCUGAGAUGUGGGUGCCAUGCACUUCAUUGUUCACAUUCUUUCAAUAAAACAUACAUUGAAUGCCA